This is a messenger RNA of Panicum hallii, 873 nucleotides long. RefSeq lists its product as uncharacterized. The record is from RefSeq and is a predicted model, not a curated record. Bases 1 to 873 code for a protein of 290 amino acids. NCBI's taxonomy places the organism in Eukaryota, Viridiplantae, Streptophyta, Magnoliopsida, Poales, Poaceae. The transcript has 5 exons. Gene Ontology annotation, biological process: gene silencing by siRNA-directed DNA methylation.
AUGCCGGCCGCGGCGCGGCAGCGGAUCCCCGGGCGGGCGCUGCGGCAGGCCAGCGCGGCGGCGAGCAGGGAGGGCGGCGGCGCCGCGCACACGCUUGAGUUCGCCGAGCAUCAAGAUACUGAUGAGAUGGACUUUACUAUGAAGUUGAAUGAGGAGCUCAAAGCUAAAGCGUGGGGUUCCCGUAAGGAUUUUAUCUCCCUUCUGCCCAUGAAGGCUGUGGAUAUAUUGAAAACCCAGAUUGGCGUCAAGAAAAUGCACUUGCAUCAACUGGCGAGCUUACUAGACACAGUGGAACCUGGACAUGCUCUGCUUGAGAAGAGCAUACGAAUAACACAAAUGGCUCUACUGUGCUCAAGCUCCAAGUUGGUAGAUGAAUCAUUGACUAACAAAAGCGGUGUCGCCAUGAAAGUUGACAAGUCAAAGGUUUUCAUGGGGAUGACCUUCAAGCACGCAUAUAUCAGGAUAAAGAUGAUGGGUCAACUUAACGAAAAAGCUUUCGAAGACGCUUGCCGGUGGAAGUAUGCUGACGAUGAGUACAAGUUCAGAGCGGCAGGGCUGAUCUCAGUUUGGCAGGAUGAAGUGAGGAAUCCAUCUUGGCACCCUUUCAGGAUUGUUGAGGACGCCGAUGGCAAAACCAAGCAAGUCGUGGACGACGACGGCGCGAAGCUGAGGCGCCUGCGGGGCGAGCACGGCGACGACGUGUGCGACGCGGUGGUGGCCGCGGUGGCCGAGAUGAACGAGCACAACGCCAGCGGAGGUUACCUGGCGCGCGAGCUCUGGAACUACGGCGAAGGGCGGAAGGCGACGGUGAAGGAGGCUCUGAGGGAGUUUGUCAGGCAGCUCGAGCCGAAGAAGCGCCGGCUGAUGAGCUAA